CUCUUAAUUCUAUCAUCAUCUUCACAUAAAAUGUCUUUAGCUCCUGUUAACAUUUUUCAAGAUCAGGCAACUGAAGAAAGGGCUGAGAAUGCUCGUUUGUCAUCUUUCAUUGGUGCCAUUGCUGUAGGUGAUCUUGUUAAAAGUACUCUUGGUCCCAAGGGCAUGGACAAAAUUCUUCAAUCAGCCUCAAAUGGUGAGAUUUUGGUUACUAAUGAUGGUGCAACUAUUUUAAAAUCAAUUGCAUUGGAUAAUGCAGCUGCAAAAGUGCUUGUAAAUAUAUCUAAAGUGCAAGAUGAUGAAGUAGGUGAUGGUACAACAUCUGUUUGUGUCCUAGCUGCUGAGCUUUUAAGAGAAGCAGAACAUUUAGUCAAUCAGCAUAUUCAUCCUCAAACAAUUAUUGAAGGUUAUCGUCUUGCUUCUGCUGCUGCAUAUAAGACUUUGGAAGCAAGUGCUGUUGAUCAUAGCAAAGAUAAAGAACUUUUCCGUCAAGAUUUGAUUAAUAUUGCAAAGACAACACUUAGUUCAAAAGUAUUGUCUCAAGAUAAAGAAUAUUUCUCUAAAUUAGCUGUCGAUGCUGUCCUCCGUCUUAAGGGUUCUACUAAUCUUGAAAAUAUCCAAAUCAUUAAAAAGCCCGGAGGAAAAUUGACUGAUUCAUAUUUAGAUGAAGGCUUUAUUUUGGAUAAAAAGUUUGGUGUUAAUUGUCCUAAACGUAUUGAAAAUGCAAAGAUUUUGGUUGCUAAUACAUCUAUGGACACUGACAAAAUUAAGAUCUUUGGUGCACGUGUACGUGUUGAUGCUACAGGUAAACUUGCCGAACUCGAACGUGCAGAACGUAACAAGAUGAAAGAAAAAGUUGAAAAAAUUAAGGCACACGGUAUCAACUGUUUCGUUAAUCGUCAAUUGAUCUAUAACUGGCCUGAACAAUUAUUAGCUGAUGCAGGUAUUGCUACUAUUGAGCAUGCUGAUUUUGAAGGAGUUGAACGUUUAGCAUUGGUGACAGGAGGUGAAAUUACUUCUACUUUUGAUCAUCCAGAACUUGUCAAGUUAGGACAUUGUGAUUUGAUUGAGGAAGUAAUUAUUGGCGAAGAUAAAUUGAUUAAAUUCUCUGGAGUUGCAGCUGGUGAAGCCUGUACUAUCGUUCUUCGUGGUGCCACUCAACAAUUAUUAGAUGAAGCAGAAAGAUCACUUCAUGACGCACUCUCCGUUCUCUCACAAACAGUUUGUGAACCUCGUACUGUCUUGGGUGGUGGAUGUUCUGAAAUGUUAAUGUCUAAGGCUGUUGAUGAGGUAGCAGCAAAGACAGCUGGUAAGAAAGCUAUUGCUGCUGAAUCUUUCUCAAAAGCACUUCGUCAAAUGCCUACUAUAUUGGCUGAUAAUGCAGGUUUUGAUUCUUCAGAACUAGUCUCUCAAUUAAGAGCCGCCCAUUAUGAAGGUAAAAAAACAGCUGGUUUAGACAUGGUCAAUGGAACAGUGUCUGAUGUUAGAGAAUUGGGUAUUACUGAGUCAUUUAAACUUAAGAAACAAGUACUUUUAUCUGCUUCAGAAGCUGCUGAAAUGAUUUUAAGAGUUGAUAAUAUUAUUAGAUGUGCUCCUCGCCAAAGACAAGGAUAAAUAAAUAAUAUGAAUAAAUAAAUAAAAUGUUAAUUAUAUCAAGCUCAUGUAUAAUAUAAUGCUUAUUCAAGAAUGUACUUUAAGUAAAGAUUACUGCGAAAAGAAACACACACGCACAAUUCUCACUAAUCCAUGUGCCAAUCUAUGCAUAACUAAUAAAGCCAUUUAUUAGAAUUUUUUUUUAGGCUUAUUGACUGACUAAUAAUAGAAUCAGCUGCUCUUGCAUUAUAAUAAACCUAACGAAACUGAGUAUUGAAAAAUCUAUUCUGCAAUUAGUAAUAGCUAAACAACUUGUUCUAUAUCACCCAGUCAUGUUAAUUAUACUACUAUUAUUGAAGCAAUCAUAA
This is a messenger RNA of Cokeromyces recurvatus, 1958 nucleotides long. RefSeq names its product T-complex protein 1 subunit beta. The record is from RefSeq and is a predicted model, not a curated record. Gene Ontology annotation, molecular function: ATP-dependent protein folding chaperone; ATP hydrolysis activity; ATP binding. Gene Ontology annotation, biological process: protein folding. Lineage: Eukaryota; Fungi; Mucoromycota; Mucoromycetes; Mucorales; Mucoraceae. Gene Ontology annotation, cellular component: chaperonin-containing T-complex; cytosol. Bases 31 to 1611 code for a protein of 526 amino acids. The transcript has 8 exons.